Messenger RNA from Quercus lobata, 968 nucleotides. RefSeq lists its product as uncharacterized. The coding region runs from base 190 to 882 and encodes 230 amino acids. The record is from RefSeq and is a predicted model, not a curated record. The transcript has a single exon. NCBI's taxonomy places the organism in Eukaryota, Viridiplantae, Streptophyta, Magnoliopsida, Fagales, Fagaceae.
UUGAACAAAACAACGCGAACGGAAGUCACUCAAUCCUGACCAACCAAGACAUCCAAAUUAUCCACACUUUAAAUACGAUACAAUAAUAAUCAAUAAACCCCUCAAAGCAGAAACACGUUCGCGUUUCUUAGAGGCAAAAGCGCAAACACAUUAAUAAAUACAGAAUCUUUGUAGGCCAUCUCUCAUCGUAUGGCUUCCGCUACUUCGUCCAAUCUCAAUCUGGGUCUUCGUUUUGGAGCGAAUCGUGAUGGAUUUUCGAAUCGAUUGGGUCAAGGGCCGUGUUCUUUGGCGACCAAGAGCAACGACGCCGUAUGGAGAGGAAUUAGACGAAGAGGAAGAAUUUCGAUGUCGAUGACGACGGCGAUGGAGGCCAAGACUGGUUCAAAGAAAGUGGAAACGAGAAACAAUGGCGAAAAAGGGAAACUGGGUCAUGAAAAGCUGGACGAAUGGAUGACAAGGUCGGUGGUGGAGAUCGUGAGGAACCUAAGGUCGGCACCGCUAAUGGUACAAGUACACGCAGAGAAUAAUAGUAGUAAGAUGUGGUUGGAGACGGAGAAGGCGGAGGAGGAGAAGUGGGGAAUGGUGAAGAGAAAGUGGGAGAAAGGAGAGGCUCCAAUGCCGAAUGGACUAAUACUGGUGGAAGAGCUUGGAGAGGUAGAGAGGAAUAUAGAGAGUGAGAGGGUGUGGGGGAUAGUGGUGCAAGGGAGAAAGGAAGAGUGUGGUGGUGGACCAUUGUGUUAUUUGUUGAAGACAACAAGCGUUGCGUCUGGGUUGGGAAUGUGUUGCACCCACUUCUGUUUGGUUGAGGUGAAGGGGUUCAGGGAAAGCGCUGUGUCACAGCUCAAGAAUUCUUGGUUGGUGCAGGCUGCCUUCUCCCCAUGAUUUCGGAUUUCAAUUGUAUAUUUGCACAUAACUAUUAUUCCUUAUUUGUUGGCCAGGAGUUCAUCCACAAAAAAAAAAAAAAAAAA